Neurospora crassa OR74A is the source of this 1894-nucleotide messenger RNA. RefSeq lists its product as hypothetical. Bases 352 to 855 code for a protein of 167 amino acids. The transcript has 2 exons. The record is from RefSeq and is a predicted model, not a curated record. NCBI's taxonomy places the organism in Eukaryota, Fungi, Ascomycota, Sordariomycetes, Sordariales, Sordariaceae.
CACCCAUUCCUCACAGCCUACAUGUAAGGUUCCUGUAGGUCAUCUUGAUAAUCCGCCGCGUUUUCCAACUUCGCUUUCUAUCUCCAGCUCCUCUUGGACCCCUCUUCAACCUGCACCAUCUUUUACCAUCCUGCCAUACUUUGGCUGCUAACCGUUCCGUUGCUUGACUUGGGAUUUGCAACCACCGCCAUCACCCGAUUGAGCCGACUCCCGGCCGUGCCCUUCCGUCAACCCUCUCCGGCGCAAUCCAUCCUUCGACGCACUGCCUUCUAGCCUCGCGCCUCGCUCCUCGCUCUUGAACCUACAAAACCUUAGCUAUCUGCCCACGCCUCACUUCGCCUCUCUGCUGUCAUGGCAAGCAAGAAUUCGGCGGCGACCGUCAAGGUUUCUGGCUCGGCUGCCAAUUACACGCCUGCCACCUUGGAUCCCGAGUUGCGAUCGGCCAUUAAUUCGGUCUUGAUCGAAGAGGGCCAUGUCGGCAAGAUUCAAGACCAUCUUCUGCACUCGCUGCAUGCCCACUCGUCCAACUGGCCCACGACAGUCCAGAAUCACGCCCUGGCUCUCCUCCGCUCCGGCGAAAUCAGUACCUUCGGCGCCCUUCUACGACGAGUCGUGGAAGAUGUGCGCCACGAUACAGCCAAUGCUCCCUCCGGCGACGCCAACGGAGGUGAUGUAAACGGAAAGAAGCUAUCCAACGGCGCCGACACUACCAACGCCUCCAAUGGCAACGUGCCGGCGGCGACAACGACAGCACCGAGCCUAGCGGUUCCGCAGGCCGUUAUCAAUGACGCGCUCAAAGUCACGCGCGAAAGCCUGGAGAUGGUGUGUGAGAUUGAGGCGAACGGGGCAACGUGACAUGUUUGAUUCCCCCCAACAAGAAAUCUUGAACCAGGCCACACACACAAAGCACCCAUCCAGUUUUGAUUAUCUUUUUAUCACACACAAAUCCUCAGAUUUCAUGUCACCUGCGGCGAUGUACAAGAGAAAAGGGCCAGUACCGUUGCUGACCUCGGCUUUGGUAUUUCGUUAUAGGGGUCUGGCGCCGGCGCCAAAAGUAAGCAGCCAGUAGGGCUGAGAAAUGAUGGAAGCAAUAAGCGGAGAAAGCUGUCGUCAAGAGACGAUCGAGUCUACUGUCAAGUUGACAGUUUUCCCAGUCAUGUGGAGGAUGGACACAGUCAGGGUCUUAACGGCGGGGGGGAGAAGGAGGAGGAAAGAGAUGGUCGCAACCAAGGCGUUGCCUCAGGUUCGACAAUAGCAACUGCGGCCGCAGAGGAUGAUCCGUCGAUAUCCGAUGAUGACCAACGAGAAAUUGUCAGAAGGCAUCACCCAAGGGUAACCAACGCCCUGCCGGAUGCUCUUCGGAGAGCCGGCCUGUUGACCCAGAGGUUUCAUGAUAGUCGGCCUCAGGAGCAGGGGCAACACGAAAGCCAACUCCAACAUCCACAACAAAUUCAACAUCAAACCACACGUCAUCCUCUGCCUGGAUCUCCCACCCGAACAUAUCUUCAACAACCACAGCCACACUUUGAGCCCCAGCCUGGCGCAUCACAUGCCGGAGUGGGCAAUGCGCAGGAAGCACUUCAAAGUCAAGACACCGUAGGGACAGCUGCCCAAGCAGACUCCUCAGAGCAACCGAGCUAGAUGGGCAUGGAAGACUACUUGGGCCACGGAGGAAUCAUUCAGCAUGGUCAAUAUGGCAUGUACAUAGCUGGAACUUGUUUUGACCAGUUGCAACGAGGAAGAAGCCGGUGAAUCUGUAGCCCUGGUAUACAUAUAUGCCAAAAAAAAAACAUGUAUGAAUCUGAACGAAUUGUCGGGAUAAAGACACAUCUUCAAGGGAAGGGGAAACUAUAGGUGUAACGCAGCGUCAAACCUCUGUGAUUUUCAUCCAUCA